Molecule: messenger RNA, 4096 nt
Organism: Pomacea canaliculata
Lineage: Eukaryota; Metazoa; Mollusca; Gastropoda; Architaenioglossa; Ampullariidae
Exons: 4
Coding region: 1150-1506 (118 amino acids)
Source: RefSeq, a predicted model, not a curated record
CCGACGGGCAGGUGAGAGCAGGAGACGAUAGUGAAGGCCACGUUGACGAGGAUUCAAAGCUAAGACACCGCAUCACCCAAUCAGUGAGCGAGGACUGCAAUAUCUCCGUAACAUUAAACUUUCCUUCCACCCAGGCUUCUGUUACCCGAUACCGACACCCAGGUGUCGCUGUCAUCCGCUCCUCGUGACAUGACGUCACUCUCAGUUGCCAUGAUAAUCGUGUUAUAGCAGCUACUGAAUGCUACUCCUCAUACCUCUUAUCCGUCUUUCUUCACAUCGUAGUGAUCAAUGUCUUCGGCUCUUGAGGUGCCGUCCUUCUACCUCAUUGUCUGUUUUUAUCUUUCACGUGGCGAAUUGUGCUGUCAGUGAUCCCCGAAACAGACAGAGACAGUUCCAUAUUUCUAAGCACUCAAAUGUAAUUCAGAGAACUUGUAUGACUGGAUGAUGAUAUCCAAUAUGGCGUGUUGUUUUGUAGGCUUUAUGAAUGAAUCGAUGCUGCAUGGAUAUCGCCAAUUUUGUUUUUCAUAGUCGUAUUCAUGGAUAAUGGUGAUAUAUUUUAAGAAAUCGAGGUCCUCGCAGCUAGACAUACUUUUCAAGAAAUUGAGAACAUAUAUUUUAAUCAAAUCCCUUUUCCAAAAAGAGGGCAAAUUCGAUUAUCUUAUGAUUUUUUUUUUUCACCAUCAGCUGGAAUUCAAUAGCAUACUAUUAACGCUUCAUCGGAUUAUGUCGCAAUCACACAAUUUAACUUUUUGAACUGCUUUAUACCAAGGACUGUAACUCUUAGUAGACUCUUUUGGCAUAGACUUUUUAAUUUUGUUUACAUUAUCUUUCAAACCGCCAGUGUUACCAUGGAUACAUGAAAGUAUAUAUUUUUAAGUCGAGAGAAAAGUUCCUCAUAACCAUACGUAUUUUACAAGAAAUUGCGAGAAUAUAUUUUAAUAAAAUCUCUUUCAAAAAAGGCAAAAUGCAAUUAUUUUAUAAUAACGCAUUUUUUUUUAAUAUCAGCAAUUCAUUAGCAUAUACAAUUAACGCUUCAUCGAAUUAUGUCGCAAUCACACAAUUUAACUUUUUAAUCUGCUUUAUAGCAAGGACUGUAACUCUUAGUGGACACUUUGGGAGCGAGAGUUUUGUACAUCAAGCGUGGGUAAAAUGGAAUCAAAAAGAGGAAAUAAAGCUGUUUGGGGCUUUAAAAGAAGCACAGCAUUGACGGUGUUUCUUAAGCGCCUGCAACAGAAGGAGGGUGAAAGUAAUACAAUGUUUCUCGCAAGAGGCAGCUCAGAAUAUGCAGCUCUGUCACCUCUUGAAAAAAAACACUGGCGACGGAAUCUGCAACCCCUGCUCUUCCAUAAACAUUGGAAGAUAAGAAAAAUAUAUAUCAAGCAGCUAGUGGGGCAGCUAAAGAAGAUGGAAAGAGUACUUUUACACAUUGGUGUGGCGUACUAUUUUGAGAUGGGUUAUGACAUGCACCAUGUGCUAGCCGGGACAACUUGUCAAGAAAUGUGCUAGCAGAAAGGCCAUCGAUACUAUCAGACAUCAAGUAUCUGCGCCAAUGUGUGCAAAAAGUAUUUAAUAAUUCAUAUGGUAAGAGAUUGACGAAGUUGACAGUUUCUCCUGUUCCCCACCCACCACGGAGUCCAUCUAUGGGAUGCAGCCGAGCGGUACCAUCCAGCAGGGGUGCAGCAGGUUUUCAGGAGAAAUACACUCUGACCCACGAGAGAGUGGAUCAGAUUGACCAAGGCUGCACCUUCUAGCAGAGCUAGGGCAUUGCACGACCAACCAAUUGACAUGGGACAGCAUCAGCCUCCUGUCUAGGUCUGGGCCUAGAGGAAUGUUGCCAUGAUGGGCCGCAACCCAUCAGUGACCUCAACCUCCAGAAUCCCAUUCUCCCCCGACACAGGUCGCUCUGCACGGCAAACACUGGGGGCCUAAAGAAUCCUCUGAGAAAUCAGAAAUGAUGAGAGAUUUGUGGGAAAUAUUGAAAAUGGGAAGGACCAAAAGGCAGAGGAUAGGAUAUGAAAAACCUGCAGUGGAAGAAAUAAGAGUUUUAACAAAUAAAGGUGAAAGGACCUGUGAGACAGAAACCAUUACUGUGAGGAGGGAAGAGGCAGGCCACUCUGUCACCCAUCCAGAGAGAAGUUGGGUGUCCACCCCUGGCAUUAGAAGCCAGGCCCACAUGGGCUAGAGAGGGGAGGAAACAGGACAAUGCAGCAGGAGUUGAUAUUUACUGCCAUGCCUGGUGCUGUUCACGUGUUCAGAAUGCAUCUGACAUUUGCUGAGACAGAUGGCACAUGUGGUAAUCACUCAAGAAACGGAAAAAUCGCAAGAUGCAUCUUCCUUGCAUUCAACUGAUUACUAAGCAAAUGUCUUUGAAACAUUUUUAUUUGGCAUGAAAGGCAAUGCACUCCAUUAUCAUUAUGCAAAUAAAUGAAACCCAGCUUUACAAGACAAACCUAACCAUAACAAAAAGUAGUCUUUUGUAAUAAGCCUGCAUUAAAAUGUAACAUUGGAACCUCUUUAUGCAAACACACCCUAUGACGCGGUAAAAUAAAAUGUGCAUACAUACGCCUCUCACUGAGGCCAGUGGUUCUCAAAAGAAUGCCUUGCAUACCAGUGAGCGAGUCGAAGUGCAGCUGUUGCAAAAUUUGCCAUCUUUGUGUAGACUGUCUGACCUUAUGUGAAUACUAUAGAGGGAGGGGGACAAAGUGUAAAAUGUAUAUGCACUUGAUACAAAGGCAAUAAUGGUUAAACAGUGUAUGUCGACAUCAAAUUUAAAAUUUCACUCUAAAUGUUCAUAUUUGGUAAAGUAGGCAUCAGUUGCCUAUUGACACAGAUUUUUUUUUCUCCUUCCCAUCAAUUUCUUUCUGCAUAAAACAGCAAAAUUUUGUCAAACCAACAAAAUGGGUGUGUAUUAUGUCCCCAGAUAGGACACCAAGAGAUAUACAAAUGCAUGCCAGGAUUACAAAGCAGUUUGAAAGCAAGAACUGCAAAUAACUGAAAAUUACCUCACACCAAAUAAAAAAAGCCCAGUUAAUUUAAGUGGAUUCUAUGUCUCUUCCCCAGCAUGCUCUUUCCAGAUAAGAGUUCACAUCAACACUCAGAUACCAGCAAUGUCUCUGGCAAAAUUGCAUGUACAAUGUGUUUCUUAAGGGACAUGAUGGUUGAGGAGAAAAAAUGUAGAAUACCAUAAAACUGUAGAUGGCAAGUUCGUGCAAAAUUCACAGUCCAGUGCUUGAGGGCUUGCAGUUUUAUACGUGUAUGUGAGUGUAUAUAAUGCCUAAAGAAACUCAAAACUCACGUGAGCCGAGCUUGGUCCAGCAUAAUAAUGAUUAGCACAUUUUCUACAAGCAUAUACAGAACACAGGAAUUAUAAUACAAUCAAAAAUAUUUUACUUUCCAUUAAUACUGACAGUACACAGAAUACUUCAACUGAAUGCUCAUUCAAAUUUAUAAAGUAUGCCUCAUACCAGAGAAUCACCUCCAGUUCACAUCCACUUCACCACAAUGGGAGGAAAGGUGAGCAGCCCUUCAAAGCAAUUUUUCAACAACAGUGAAGAGCUCUUUAUAAGCAGCACCAUCUGAAUAAAAGUGUGAAACUAUGACUGCUUCAGAAUGUAAUGCAUGGGAAAGUCACCACAGCAUGCAUCUACAGAAAAAUCAAUGUAUAAGACAGCAGCUUGUAGCCACAAUUCUUUACAAAUUCAUUAUUCAAUCAUGCCCAGAGCUGCUGGAGGGUGUGUAAGCCACUACACUAGAAACUGAAGCAUAGCAACACGUCUAAGGUUAAUGGUUAUAAAUUAGGGGCUGUUAUGGGCAAACAUUACAUGGCAAGCAGGAUAAAACAAAAAAAACAGUUACAUACUAACCUAAGAGCAUAUGUAACUUUUUCAUGCGAUUGUGUUUUCUUCACUACAAAAUACUAAUUCUUUAUAUCAGACUGAACAUCUGUUGUCAAGAUACAACCUUUAAACGCCAAGAUUCUUAGUUGUGUUUUUGAAAAUUAAAAAAAAAAGAGUUGAGACCUCAUUUUCUGCAGAUUCACGGUUUAAGCAAUGCUUCAUUAGCUUGAGGUUUCCAUUCAUCAAAUCAUGUUUAUAUA